AUGCUUCCUCAACUCUUUGCUAAUAACAAUCAAAUUGAUCCAAUGAGUCAGCAGCUCAGAGUUAAUAGUUACAAUGACUCCUACAAGAUCAGAGAGUAACUUCACUAAUUUACAAAUAAGUUUAACUCAUUUGUUCCAAAGAAGAUUAGUUACAAUAUCAACUAUACUAAGUCAAAUUUUUAUAAGGAAUUCGACUUGAGUUGUCAAUAAAAUAAUGAUGAGAAGGCUAAUGAUGAUGUUUUGAACAAUAGUAGAGAUUAAGGAACUUUACUAUCUAGGGGAGUUAAUGUACCUAUGAGUAGUGGGGGGUAAAAUGUAUCGAAAUAGAAUGAUGAUUACUUUGAAAAUUUGAACAUUGAUAAUAGUUAGAAUUAGUUUAGGGCUCAGCGUAGAAACUAAACCUAACACUAUUAAAUAAGACCAAAAGUCAAAUCAAUAAAUAACAGAUAGAAUCUUCUUAAAUCCCCAGUCGAAGUUAGGUCUAAACAGAAUCUACCACUGAAUUCAGAGUAAAAUGAGAAUUAUACUACUGAUUUGGCUGUUGAUGAACUCGCCCAGGAAAUGGGCAUCAAUACUAGCCAUCUAAGUUUUAUGAAAAAGGAUCCAAGCACGAGAUAUGAAAUAGAACUGCAAUUAGAGCAUGAGACCCCUUAAGCUAACUAUAAAGAUCUACUAAGAUAAGUAAGUUCUAAAGCUAGAUAAGCCAUUGAAAGCAAUUCGUUCUCUUAGAGAUAAAACUAGCCUAAAUUUAUCAAAGGAGGUAGCAGCAAUUGCAAUUAGGACAAGUUGAUAGAUUUACUAAGUGAAAAAGAACAGUAAUUUUAAAAGAGGAUUGGAGACACUUUUGGGAUAUUAAAGAGAAACAGUAAACUGUUGAAGUCGUUUGACUAGAAAACUAAUCCAAAUGAAAUUAAGCAGCCAAAAUCAAAGAAUGAGACAAAGAGUUCCUAAGCUAAAAUUAAUAUCUUAAUUAACUCAUCACAAGAUAAUACAAACAAUCAAUACAGUUAGAGAUCAGAUAUAUUUAGCCACGAUCAAGACAUAUUAAAUCAAUCAUCUUUAAGUCGGCAACUCGUGAUACAAUCGACAAAGAAUGCUUCUAAUCGAAUAGGCAUUAAUACUUCUCAUAAUGAUUACAUAUCAUAGGAAUUGCAAAGCCAGAAUUUCACUGAGAAACGCAAACUUAACUUUGAAAAGUUCAUAAAACAGUAAAUUUAUCUUUUUAACAUUAAUAGGCAUUCUAAGCCAAUUGUGCCGCUUGAAUAAACAAGAGAGAAGACCAACAGAAGGCUGUAAAAUUUGCUGAGAGCAAAGGAGCAGAGUGAAUAUCAGAAAUCCAUUAACAACAAUAGUAGGUUCAUGGACUCUCCAAACACAUCAGUAUUUAAGAACUCUGCUUUUAACAAGACCUUUGAUCUGACCAGCAACAGCUAAAAUCCUAUGCUCGCUAAGAUAUCAACCUCAGGAGAAGCCAUUUAUGGAGGAUUAAUGCAUUAAACAAUUGAUUUCAUUAAAGUGGACACUCAAGAAGAUUAGCGGUAACACACUGAGCAAUAGACCUCGCCUAGUCCUUUGCAUAUUCAUGAUUCCUAGCACCAAGCACAUUACUCCCAGUUGAUGGACACUCCCAAGGGCAUCUUUAAACCUAAUUUUGACAAGUAAGUUUAGAGAAGGAGACUCAUGACUGCUGAGGUUGGUUUCCGAUCUCAAAAUCAGAAAAGAGGCUUGAAUCAGACUACAAUCCUUCAAGGCAUAUCCUAGCUUAUUAAAACUCAGAUGAAUGCGAGAUUGUCUCCGCUAAGAGAACUAAACCGAUAGAAGAAAUAAAGGUAAAAUAGAAUGACGCAGCAAAUCAAACAGAUGCAGGAGAAUAGAAACUCGGGGGAGGAAAUAGAGGGAUAAUCUGAGCUUGAGCAAUAGAAGCAAAUGCUAUUCGAUAAAAGAUAGAUGGUUAGAUUAAACCAGCAAUCUAGCUCACAAUCAUAACAGCUAAAUAAGAAUAACUCAAUGCACUCUCGCUAGAUAAAAAGCGAGAAAUUCAUAGUCAGGAGAAAUGAGCAUCAGCAAAGUGAAAGUCAGUCUCACCAAGGCAAGCAGCUAAUGGGGGAUUUGUUUAAAAUGAAGAACUUCUAUGCAAAGAGAGUACCUAUGAUAAAUCCUAUGGUCAGCAGGUAUAGAAAUUCGAAACUCAGACAAUCAAUGGAUCCAAGUUUCUAAAAUACUGCAGCACCUAGUCAAUUAAGAGUAAAUCAGAUAAAUUCAGAGCAGGAUAUUAGAGAUCUUGUCUAGUCAGUGGAUAUGAAAUCUUUCAACCCCUUUCUUUAAGUAUUCCUUGAUGGCAAUAAGAAGAUGCUCAGGAAAAACACUUAGAACUACAAAAGUGGAGUUCCAGCUAGUGGUAGUAGCUUGAGUAAUGAGAAAAGGUAAUCAGGUCUCUCUAAGACUAAUGGGCUAUACGAUAAACAAGAUAACUACAUGAAGAGUUAUUUCAAUCAGAGCAGCAAUCUAAAUCAUGAGAGAAAUAAUCAUUAUGAAUUAGCUAUGCAAAAUAAAAACCCGAAAAGUAAUAGUCAUCUUGCACAUAACGAUAUCAUGAUUAAUGAUAGAGACACGAUAAGAGUCAGAAAGAUCAAUGAAAUUCAAGCAUUUCAUAAACCAAGAAGGCAUUACAGUCCAAGUCCAUAGAGGGAAUCACCUUUCAGAAAUAAUAUCUACUCCAGGUAAGAGCAUGCUAAUCAUUUAAUCACAGAAAUGACAAGCAGUGCUUAAGGGACUACAUUUGACAAUUCAACUUAGAUGCCUCGAAUGGUUGAGAGGUUCUAAAAUAAUAACUCCUCUGAAGCACUCAUGAUGGAAUCAAUGAACAAUAUCAACCGAUCUCCAGAACGAGCUUCUCAUCUACCAGCAACGAAUAAGGACAUUCCUUAAAACUUCCUAUAUAAGAAGAACUCAGUUUCCUAAAAUAACUAAUUCGCAGCGAACAGCUCUCAAAUCAAUAAUAAUAACUAUCAGCAGAGAUCAGCAAAUCAAAACAUGAGCAAGAGUCUUGAGAAGUCAACUUUCCAAAAGCAGAGAUCAGAAAAGGUAAACACACGUGAUUUAUAUGGGGUCAGGGGUGGGAGCGUUAAUAUGAAAACUAUAGAUGAGAGAAAGAAGGUGUUUCAGCAGAAGUAUCACGGACUGAUUGCAUUCUCACUGGACAGGUAGUUGAAUGAUUUGAAGCAGAGAGUCAGUGGGCUUGGGACGAUCACGAAGAGAGCCAUAAGCAGUGGAGGAGUAGGCACUGGCUUCAUAUUAGUGGGAAAGAGGUCUAUCAAUAAUAGACAGAAUAUCCUGAAGAAGAAAUUGGAACAGGCAAGAAUCGAAAAUCAGUAAUAUGAGCAGCAGUACUCGAAGUAGUAGGAGUAUUUAUACUAGCAAGUUAAUAAAGAUUUAAUAGAUGAUUUGGAUUUGAAUGGAGGCAGGAGUCCUAAGAGACUGGGAGCCAGCUUCAAGACAGUCAAGUUUAAUGUAUGA
Molecule: messenger RNA, 3516 nt
Organism: Stylonychia lemnae
Lineage: Eukaryota; Ciliophora; Spirotrichea; Sporadotrichida; Oxytrichidae
Source: the annotation of a GenBank genome assembly